AUGAAGAAGCAAUUCCCUUUACAGAUUGUGAGUCAGUAUACAACAGAAGGGCUUGAAAAAGUCAGAAAUGGCCUCACAGAGGCUGCAACUUUGAGGGAGAGGUUUGUAUUAGGCACCAGUGUUAGUAGAAGAGUGGCUGCUGCAGCUGCUUCUGCUGCAGAAGUUGCUACUGCUACUGGUGAAAGCAGUUUUAGAUCUUUCAUGGUUGUUGUACAGCGUUGUGGAAGCAGUGUGGCUAUCGUUCAACAAUGGAUGAUUAAUGGGGAACUCUGCAUUGGACUUUUUGCAAUAAGAGAUAUUAAGAAGGAGGAUGAUCAGAUUUCAAGAGUGUUGUGGACAGCAGUGGUCCUACCGGGUGAAAUCGGAAUAACGUUUGAUGACAUUGGUGCUCUUGAGGAUGUGAAAACUGCAUUAUUCAGGGUAGUCUCCUUUAGUCCCUUUGCUGGUGGUAAUUGGGACAGAAGCAAUGAAAGAUCUUGGGAGCCAAGUGAUAAAGCUGAUCUUCACUUUGUGUACAAAGAUGUUGAAGGAGCAUCAAAUCAAUGGGAUGAUAUUCAAAGAAAACUCAGGAACUUACCUCCCAAACCCACUGCCUUCAAACCCGAUCAUUUCACUCCUGCAGAAGAUGAAGAUUCCAAACCUAAAACCAAAUCUCGGAUCGAUAACAUGACAUAA
This is a messenger RNA of Lactuca virosa, 675 nucleotides long. Lineage: Eukaryota; Viridiplantae; Streptophyta; Magnoliopsida; Asterales; Asteraceae. The record is from the annotation of a GenBank genome assembly.